Hippoglossus stenolepis (Pacific halibut) is the source of this 2171-nucleotide messenger RNA. It is a transcript of the gene kdf1a, whose product is annotated as keratinocyte differentiation factor 1a. Gene Ontology annotation, cellular component: cell junction. The transcript has 4 exons. NCBI's taxonomy places the organism in Eukaryota, Metazoa, Chordata, Actinopteri, Pleuronectiformes, Pleuronectidae. Bases 398 to 1585 code for a protein of 395 amino acids. Gene Ontology annotation, biological process: keratinocyte development; regulation of epidermal cell division. The record is from RefSeq and is a predicted model, not a curated record.
GCGCCACCUGUGGGUGGGAGCAGGUAUGACGCGGGACUAACUGUGUCCGCAGGUAAGAGACAAACACUGGAGGCUCUGCUCCACACGACUUUUCCUUCACUCUCCUUUUCCACGGGAGAACAGGACGCGUGUGUCUGCGCGGUGCCCGAGUCCGGCGCUUCUCCUUCAGGUGUGUGAAGCGUGCGAGUCGCUGGAAGUCGAGUCACCUGGGGAAAAAAAACCUGUGGGCGGCAAAGAGACGUUUCGAUUUUCUCCCGUUGAAACAGUGGCACGGGGAAGUUUUCUCCCCGAGACUUCCGCGGUUUGCUCGCUGGACGAGUUGCCUGGAGUGAGAGACAACCGCCGCUGUUUCCUCUUAUGCGGUAAAUUCAUAAUCUGGUCCCGGGCACUCUGAGCCAUGCCUGGCCACAGCACAGGGGCUCCCCAGGCGUCCCGCCACCACAAACACCACAGCUCCAGCUCCAAGGCAGACAAGUACAGGCAGACCCGGACGAUAUCCAGGGAGAGCCAAGAGUCCUACAAGGAUCCUCAUGGGGAGCAUCUACACGAGCCCCACGCCGACCACUCCCGGUAUCCAGAGAACAAGUACGGCCGCAGCAGGGGCCACGCACGAAACGGCACGCCCCGGGGCUCUGAGACUAUAGGAUUUAUCCCUGGGUCGGCAGACAACACGCCUGUCACCAGACAUGCCUGUGGCUCCUGUGCCUCUAUGGGCUGGAGCAGCUGCAAGGCUCUUAUCUGCUGUGUACUAACCUGUGGAUUUUACGGCAGCCGGGAGCCCUGCCUGCCUGUUAACGAGAGCUCCACAGACCAUCCCCCUAAGAUGAGCAGCGAGCCUCACCCUACUAAUCGCAUGGCCGUGUCCAACCCCACCUGUGGCAUUCCUCUGGAGUCGAGCAAAGUCACCAAAGCCUCCAAAUUGCCCACAAGUGACAGCUUCCGCUACCCUGAUGUGCGCAUCGCAGGCCAGACGGUCAGGUAUCCGGUUGCUGCCCCCAAACGGACCCGUGCGCCGGGCAAAGGGGAGAGCGACCGGCCGGUCAGCAACACCAGCCUGUUAUCCCGGGAGGACUAUGACCUGGACGACCUGAGCGACACGGGCACAGACAUUGACUCGCUCAUCACCAAGAAGCUACUGGAGCUGUACGCCCUGCACCAGAUCGACCAGCUGGCCAAGUGCACCUCGGACUCGUCCUUCUCCCGCAAGACCAUCGAGAUCAGCGAGCUCAUCUACAGCAUCGCUCAGGAUUACAACCUGGAGGAGCAGGAGGCCGAGUGCAAGCUGGUGCAUGGAGUCAUUCGCAUCAGCACGCGCAAGGGCAAGAGGAACAAGAGCCAUCAGUCCACAGGGCAGCGUCCGAAUGGGAGGAGCGACGGGACCCUCCCUGACAGUGGCAACGAGACCAUGACCAACACCUUCGUUAGCAGUGACUUUCCAGAGGUGAAGGUGUCGGAGCAGACGCCGUCGGACGAGCUGGCGAGGAAAAUGAGACAUUACAGCGGGAAAACGUACUCCAGCACCACCACAGCCUACUCGCCCUACCACCAGGACACCAACUCUUCGGGCACCCCUCUGCUCCUCUGAGGGGCAGCACAGAAGAACAAGUACCUACGCUGACGAGGGAUGGAGCCGACACGAUGGACAAUUGAACCCCUCUGCUGUCAUUUAUGCUGUUACUGAGUGGAGCAGCUUUUGGGCUGUUGUACUCCUCCUUUUAGUGGUCUAAUGUUUCGUUAAAAUUCAAGGACGUUUAAUGUUUCCAGCAAAUGUGCCACUGAGGAAACUUCUUUUUGAAUACAAGGAAAGACAAAGUGUUUAUGUAUUAGUACGCAGUAUUUGGAGCUGUUUUCAGAAAAAGAGACGUGACUACACUCCGUGCAGUCUUAGCAGUCAAUGUAACCGUCCUCAUUCUUGCCUGUGAUUGUUUUUGCAAGCCGCUGCGCAUGCACCGUAGGUGCGGGUUUAUUGACUACUGCCAUUUAGACUCCUUAGAGACAUGUUUUGAUCUGAAAACUGUGUUGUUAAGCCAUAUUUUUUUGGGAUGUACAUAUUUUUAAAGUCCAUGUUACUUCCUGGGUUGUUAAACCAUGUGUAGCAUUUGGCCACAGCUUUUUUUUUAUUCUCGAGAUAAGUGCUGUUUUUAACUAAAUAAAAUCUCCGUGCUUGUUUA